UAGGUUUGCGUAGUUGUAAUACGUAUCAUUUAUUACAAAUUGUAUUAUAGGAAGUUGUAUAUAUUAGUUGAAAACGACUUUAAUUCAAUUCUUCAUCAAAAAAUAUUACUUAUUAUAUGGAUCGUGUAGAACAAAGCACAAAUGGGUGAUAAAACUUUUGAUGAUUAUCUCGAUCAUAAGUUGAAAAGUUUUGGUGUAGAUGAGGCUGUUUAUUCUGAAUAUAUUAAAGGAAUUCUUCAGGAGUUGACAAAUGAAGAUGAAUUGAAGGAUAGUUUAAAUGAAGUGCUUUCAGUUGUUUUGGAUGAAAAUUUGUCGGAGACAGUUAAUGAGCUGGUAAAUUGCUGGAAUCAAUUUCAAAUUUCUGAACAAAAUAAUCAAGUUUUGAGUGAAACAAGCUUAAACGAGGAUAAAAUCAAAACUUUAAUAGAGAAACAACAGAAAUGUGAACAGAAGAAAAAAACAGUUGACGUUCUUAACAAUGAUCUUAAAAUCCGUUUACUUGAGCAAUAUGCUGAAUUGUCUGGAAAUGAGGAGAGUGAUGAUAAUGAUGAUGAUGGUAACAGAAUAUUAAAAAAUUCAUCUCUACCUAUUAACACCAAUGUGCAAGAUGUUAUUGAUAAACAAAAUGAGCAACGAGAAAAACAAAAAAAAGCUAGUGAAGAAAAGAAAUUAAAUGAUAAACUUAAUAGGGAAAAAGAGAAGAUAAAAAAGCUAGAGCGUACAGAGAAGGAAAAAAAGAGAACUCAAAAAGUUGAAAAACGUGUUAAAUAGCAGAAUAAUAUUUUUAAAGUAAAAUUUUGUAAAAGGAUACAACAUAACUAUUUGAUUUUAAGCCAUAGAAGAA
Molecule: messenger RNA, 844 nt
Organism: Hydra vulgaris (swiftwater hydra)
Lineage: Eukaryota; Metazoa; Cnidaria; Hydrozoa; Anthoathecata; Hydridae
Source: RefSeq, a predicted model, not a curated record